Molecule: messenger RNA, 1929 nt
Organism: Dipodomys ordii (Ord's kangaroo rat)
Lineage: Eukaryota; Metazoa; Chordata; Mammalia; Rodentia; Heteromyidae
Gene: Mark3
Product: MAP/microtubule affinity-regulating kinase 3
Exons: 18
Coding region: 1-1929 (642 amino acids)
Biological process (GO): intracellular signal transduction; protein phosphorylation
Cellular component (GO): plasma membrane; cytoplasm
Molecular function (GO): protein serine/threonine kinase activity; ATP binding
Source: RefSeq, a predicted model, not a curated record
AUGAUUCCAGGCCAGCUUUUUAACCACACCUCACAUGGAGAUGGGAGGCAAGAAGUUACCUCCCGUACUGGGCGCUCUGGAGCAAGGUGUAGAAACUCAAUAGCUUCCUGUGCAGAUGAGCAACCUCACAUCGGAAACUACAGACUGUUGAAAACAAUCGGCAAGGGGAAUUUUGCAAAAGUGAAAUUGGCAAGACACAUCCUUACAGGCAGAGAGGUUGCAAUAAAAAUAAUAGAUAAAACUCAGUUGAAUCCAACAAGUCUGCAAAAGCUCUUCAGAGAAGUAAGAAUAAUGAAGAUUUUAAAUCAUCCAAACAUAGUGAAAUUGUUUGAAGUCAUUGAAACUGAAAAAACACUCUACUUAAUCAUGGAAUAUGCAAGUGGAGGUGAAGUAUUUGACUAUUUGGUUGCACAUGGAAGAAUGAAAGAAAAAGAAGCAAGAGCUAAAUUUAGACAGAUUGUGUCUGCAGUACAGUAUUGCCAUCAAAAACGAAUUGUUCACAGAGACCUCAAGGCUGAAAAUCUAUUGUUAGAUGCGGAUAUGAACAUUAAAAUAGCAGAUUUUGGCUUUAGCAAUGAGUUUACUGUUGGCAGUAAACUAGAUACGUUUUGUGGUAGUCCUCCAUAUGCCGCCCCAGAGCUCUUCCAAGGCAAAAAGUACGACGGACCAGAAGUCGAUGUGUGGAGUCUCGGCGUCAUUCUGUACACUCUAGUCAGUGGGUCACUUCCCUUUGAUGGGCAAAACUUAAAGGAACUGAGAGAGAGAGUAUUGAGAGGGAAAUACAGAAUCCCAUUCUACAUGUCCACAGACUGUGAAAACCUCCUCAAACGCUUCCUGGUGCUGAACCCAGUUAAACGUGGCACUUUGGAGCAAAUCAUGAAGGAUAGGUGGAUCAAUGCAGGGCAUGAGGAAGAUGAACUUAAGCCAUUCGUCGAACCAGAACUAGACAUCUCAGACCAGAAAAGAAUAGAUAUUAUGAUAGGAAUGGGAUAUUCGCAAGAAGAAAUUCAAGAAUCUCUUAGUAAAAUGAAAUAUGAUGAAAUCACAGCUACGUAUUUGUUGUUGGGGAGAAAAUCUUCAGAGCUGGAUGCUAGUGACUCCAGUUCUAGCAGCAACCUUUCACUUGCUAAGGUUCGGCCAAGCAGUGACCUCAGCAACAACACUGGACAGUCGCCUCACCACAAAGUGCAAAGAAGUGUUUCUUCAAGCCAGAAGCAGAGACGGUACAGUGACCAUGCUGGACCAGCCAUACCUUCAGUUGUGGCAUACCCCAAAAGGAGUCAGACCAGCACUGCAGAUAGUGACCUCAAAGAAGAUGGAAUUGCCUCCCGGAAAUCUAGUGGCAGUGCUGUGGGAGGAAAGGGAAUUGCUCCUGCCAGUCCCAUGCUUGGAAAUGCAAGUAAUCCCAAUAAGGCAGAUAUUCCUGAACGCAAAAAGAGCCCUGCUGUCCCUAGUGUAACUAGUCCUGCCUCAGUCUGUGCCACACCUUCCACCUGUCGGCUGAGACAUCAGAAGUCGAUGUCCAUGUCAGCCUCGGGGCACCCCAAGAUGAUGUUACCUCCAAUAGACAGUGAAGGAGAUAACUUCAAGGCUAUCGCUAUUCCUGAUCAGAGAACUCCAGUUGCCUCCACCCACAGUAUUAGCAGUGCAGCCACCCCAGAUCGCAUCCGCUUCCCAAGAGGCACCGCCAGUCGUAGCACUUUCCAUGGCCAGCCGAGGGAGCGGCGGACGGCAACAUACAACGGCCCCCCUGCCUCGCCCAGCCUCUCCCAUGAAGCCACACCACUGUCCCAGACUCGAAGCCGGGGCUCCACUAAUCUUUUUAGUAAAUUAACUUCAAAACUCACAAGGAGAAACAUGUCAUUCAGGUUUAUCAAAAGGCUUCCAACUGAAUAUGAGAGGAACGGGAGAUAUGAGGGCUCAAGGUGA